GCGAUGGAUCGGAGGAAUGCUGCAGUGAGUAAUGCGUACGACUACGUGCUUUUGUUUGCCUGUUAAUUAAAGUGUAUUUGAAUCUAAGUUUUAAAAAUAAUAUUAGUGAAGUGUGAAAGUUAUUGUACCACAUAUAUACAUAUCUGUAUAUAUUAUUGAAAUAUCCAUUGAUUGGUUGCUGUUUAAUGUUUAUUAGAAUUUUACUUGUUUGUGUUUUAGCGGCUUAUUUGCAUAAAAGCAGACAUAUUUGUACAUAAGACCUAACUCGCGAAUGAUAAUUGUUUCGUUCGUGAACAAGCUGGAAGUGAUAAAAGAUUGCGCAAACCUAAAUUAUAUAUUUUCCCGCGUAUUCGUAAAUAUCAGUUAUUUGCUAAUAUUUAUUAUAUAUACAUUUUAUUUUUGCCCACAUAUUAUUUUUUUAUUUUGAAACAUAAUUAACAUACUAAAAUUGAAAACAACUGAUUUUAACUGGAUAGAUAUACCCACUUAUAAUAUCCAAAUAUUAAUUUACUGUUAGGUAAAAAUUACUUAUUUGUUUUCGACAUAUUACUUCGGCGAAGUGCACAUGCGAUUCAUUACAAUAUUCCAAAGUGAACUUUUUUCAUAUAUUUACUCAUUGUUAGUGAUGCAAACAUACUUAUAAUGCAAUUCCUAAUUUAGUGAUAAGACAAACUGGAAGCUGAAGCGAUACACUCCAACGAACAGCUACUAUCCUUCGAAUUGCGAAGUAAAGACAUAAAAUGGGAGAGCUAUGUAACACCAUUGACGGCCCGCAUUUCGCCAAUUUAUCUACAAAGACAAUUCCAAUUGAUGAGUAAUUAUAGAGAACCAAUUGGAAACCACAAUAGGCGUGAAGUUCUAGUCUGUCACGAUAUGAUGGGAAACUAUCUGGAAGAUCGGCAUUACCACUCAUCUAAAAAGUAUGAUGACUACCGUUUCUACCAUUGGUCCGGAAUCGAUUACUUUUGUUACUUUAGUCAUAAUUAUAUCACAAUACCGCCAUGUGGUUGGUUAAAUGCAGCGCACAAACAUGGUGUACGAGUUUUGGGCACAUUUAUUACUGAAAGUGGGCACUCCAAACUAUUAAGUGAAGUGCUGCAGUCAAAGGAUAUGGUAGAUAAGAUUGUCGAUGCUAUGGUGAAACUAUGCAAGCAUUAUUGCUUUGAAGGCUGGCUGAUUAAUGUCGAAUGCAAAGUUAAAUUAGAAGAUAUGGAAAACCUUUACUACCUCAUAGAACGCUUACGCUCAACUGUGGAAAGUGAAGUGGAACACGGUGUGGUGUUCUGGUAUGACAGCAUCAUUGAUACAGGCGACCUGAGAUGGCAAAAUGAAAUUAAUGCAAAAAAUGUGCGUUUUUUUCGUGCUGCUCAUGGCAUGCUAAUCAAUUAUACUUGGAAUGACAAAAGUCUAGAGAUGACAACGGAAAUUUGUGAGCGCUCACAAGCUCAAUGUCAGCGUGCCUUUUUUGGCAUCGAUGUCUUUGGACGUGGCCAAGUUGCCAAGUUUCAGUGUAAACAAACCUUGGCACGCAUUGUGAAUCAACGAUUUUCAACGGGUUUAUUUGCACCGGCCUGGACAUAUGAAACACUACAAACGUUUGGGUACAAUAUAAAACAACCGUUGGGAGAUGACAGCGUAAAUGAUGCUUUCUUGCGACGCAAUGAAAAAUUUUGGUGUUCUUUAUGGGAACAUUUGGCUACACAUCCCUACAAUAUAUUACCGUUUUAUACCGAUUUUUGUCUGGGUUCAGGAAAAAACACAUAUGUAAAUGGACGCGCAAAGAGUAGUUUGAGCGGGAGUGGUGGGGGUGAUGGCGAACAGUUUUUUAAUUUAUCUCGCUGUUCGCUACAGCCAUCAGUCCCUCUAUAUCAGCUCGCUGAGCGUUACUACGCCGACGGUUUUAAUGGCGGCUCGUGUCUCCGAAUAUUACAAUAUAAUAAUAGCUUCCGUGUGUUUGUUACCGACUUCAAACUACAAAAUGGUGGACUUGUUUUUGCAUACGCUUAUAAGCUACAACCAAAGGAUGGCGAAUUCGACUGCAUUUUGCGUUUUUGUACUAGAAAUAAUGCACGUGAUUGCUAUCUGUUCCUGGGUGAUUAUUACGAUACAAUGAAUUUGCAAAAGGGACGCUGCUACGUUUCACCGUUAAAGCCGAAAUAUUAUAAUCUAUUGAACAGCAAUAAGUUAGAUACACCAAAAAUACCCAAAGAAAUUUCGCUGCCAGAAAAUAUGGUAAAUGGGUGGCGCGUACGUUAUUAUGUGGUGGCUUUUGAUGGCGCCAUUCAAGUGAAGGAUAUUGGUGUGCUGUAUCGACGAAGUGAAGAAGCAACAGACACUGCCUACUUAGGUGCGGUCUAUCUGAAUGAGUGUGAUGUGAAUACGCUUGACUUCCCACAAGAUAGCAAUAUUGCAUUGAUACAAAUUUAUGGAGAGGAUUUGCUUAAUUAGAUUUUGAAGGUAAGGCCCAACGGCAGUCAAAAGUCAGUAAAUUUUUGCUCUUUU
This is a messenger RNA of Bactrocera oleae (olive fruit fly), 2502 nucleotides long. The record is from RefSeq and is a predicted model, not a curated record. Lineage: Eukaryota; Metazoa; Arthropoda; Insecta; Diptera; Tephritidae.